AGUGCCUCCGGCUGCGGGGUGAGUUCACACUGCCCGCAGCCAGUUCCGGGCCUGAGUCAGGCCUGAGCCUCCGGACUUCUUCCGCGCGGUCCCGCCCCUUGCCCCGGAAGCACUCGCUGCAGGCGGAGGUUUCUGGGUUUCUUGGUUAGACGCACUUCCUUUUUGUCCGACAUUUUAGCGAAGCAAGGUGGUAGCAGUUGCUCUCGCGACUUCGCUAUGCCGCCGAAGGAUGACAAGAAGAAGAAAGAUGCCGGAAAGUCGGCCAAGAAAGACAAAGACCCAGUGAACAAAUCUGGGGGCAAAGCCAAAAAGAAGAAGUGGUCCAAAGGCAAAGUUCGGGACAAGCUCAAUAACCUAGUCUUGUUUGACAAAGCAACAUAUGACAAACUCUGUAAAGAAGUUCCCAACUAUAAGCUUAUAACUCCAGCUGUCGUCUCUGAGAGACUGAAGAUUCGUGGCUCCCUGGCCAGGGCAGCCCUGCAGGAGCUGCUUAGUAAAGGACUUAUUAAACUGGUUUCAAAGCAUAGAGCUCAAGUAAUUUACACCAGAAAUACCAAGGGUGGAGAUGCUCCAGCUGCUGGGGAAGAUGCAUGAACAGGUCCCACCAGCUGUAUAUUUUGAAAAAUAAAACUUUAUUAAAUCAAAUAA
This is a messenger RNA of Eubalaena glacialis (North Atlantic right whale), 648 nucleotides long. It is a transcript of the gene RPS25, whose product is annotated as ribosomal protein S25. Gene Ontology annotation, cellular component: cytosolic small ribosomal subunit. Gene Ontology annotation, molecular function: structural constituent of ribosome. The record is from RefSeq and is a predicted model, not a curated record. The transcript has 5 exons. Lineage: Eukaryota; Metazoa; Chordata; Mammalia; Artiodactyla; Balaenidae. The coding region runs from base 217 to 594 and encodes 125 amino acids.